AUGGUUUGUUUACCCUGCUAUGGAACUCAUGUUUGUGCCGGUGCUGCUCUAGCAGCAGCUGGACUUGUUGCUGCUGUUCCCGGGGGUCCUAGGGCAAUGAGGUGGAACAACAACACCUCUGGAUUUAUUCUUAGGAGGAUGGCUCAACUUCUUAGUGAUGGUAGCAGGCCUGACAAGGUCUUCAAGGACAAGGAUGUCAACUCUGUUGCUAAAGCCUUUAAGGAGUACAGUGGGGAGGCAGUGAGCCCAACUCAGGUGUAUAACCACUUGAGGAAAUGGAGGCAGAAAUGGUCUAGGGUGUCUAAGCUCAAAGACCUUAGUGGGGCUUUAUGGGAUAGUGACUCCAAUGCUAUCUUGCUUGAUCAGGAGCACUACCUUGGCCACUGCAAGGACCAUCCAAAAGAUGCAGAGUUCCUAAAUUGCCCUAUUAGGUUCUACACUGAGAUGGAGGCCAUUUUUGGCCAUGCUAUGGCCACUGGCAAAUUUGCACUUGGUUCUGGUGAAGCCUUAGGACAGAACCAGGUUGAUAGUGUUGCUGCCAAGGUUGAGGGACCUGCCUUCACCUAUAUCUCUGAAGAGAGAGCACAAACUGAUGUUGGAGAGGGUAGCAAGGCCACCGAGAACCCCUCCAUAGCUGUGGGUAGGAAGAGGAAGAGAGGGAACUUCAGUGAGGAUGAGAUGCUUAUGUUGACCAAUAUGUCUGAUGCAGUGAACAAUGUGGCUAAUGCCCUUAGAGAGACUGGACCUGCCCAUGUGGAUGCUAACCUCUACCUAGCUGUGAUGGAGAUGCCUGGCUAUUCUGAGGAGGCACUGAUUGUUGCCUACACCUUCCUCCUGGACAACAAGGCUCAAGGCAGGGGCUUUGUUCACAUGACUAAGGCACAUAGAAACAUUUGGCUUAGGACCUUCCUAGCCAAGAACUACUACAUGUAGGUGAAUUACAUGUUGGUGUGCGCCACCACCCACUCUCUCUUCCUACCCACUCUCUCUUUUGACUAUAGCUGGGAAUAGUUUGUUGUAGACAUUUUGGUGUGCAGUCUGGUUUACUCCCACCAGUCCUUUUGUCUAAUUUACCUAGGAGGGUGGCUAACAAUAGGUAACAUUUGGGUGGACACCAUUUGAACCCUAAGCUGUUGGGCUCAAACUUAUUGUAAGGCACUAUUUGUGUAGCCUCUGUUGGCUGCUGUGGUAAGUUUAUAUUAUUUCAUCCAUUUCAUACUAUGAUUGAAGUUUUUACUUGGCCAAUGAUGCUAUAUACACCAAUCUGAGGUGCAUUUGCAUUUGAUGUGUUGUACUGCAGCUGAGGCCCGUGUUUACUUGUGCUUUCCUUUAUUCCUAUGAUGACAUAAUUGCCAUUGAACCAUG
This is a messenger RNA of Zea mays, 1365 nucleotides long. RefSeq lists its product as uncharacterized. Bases 1 to 933 code for a protein of 310 amino acids. The record is from RefSeq and is a predicted model, not a curated record. Lineage: Eukaryota; Viridiplantae; Streptophyta; Magnoliopsida; Poales; Poaceae. The transcript is spliced from 2 exons.